Molecule: messenger RNA, 1667 nt
Organism: Dinoponera quadriceps
Lineage: Eukaryota; Metazoa; Arthropoda; Insecta; Hymenoptera; Formicidae
Gene: Hpd
Product: 4-hydroxyphenylpyruvate dioxygenase
Exons: 12
Coding region: 209-1351 (380 amino acids)
Biological process (GO): L-tyrosine catabolic process
Cellular component (GO): endoplasmic reticulum membrane; Golgi membrane
Molecular function (GO): metal ion binding; 4-hydroxyphenylpyruvate dioxygenase activity; lactoylglutathione lyase activity
Source: RefSeq, a predicted model, not a curated record
GUAAUGCACGGUGGAGAACACACGCCUCCGGAGCGUGGACCAAUGGCUCCGGGAGAACGGCGAGCCCACCGCGUUCAUCCGCGGUAUUUAAAGCGCGGCAUGACGUGCGGUACGCGAUGAGACUACACUCGCCCGUUCUCGGAGAAUCAUCGCCGAAAGUCUUCCACACGUUUAUCCUUCUCGGAUCCCUCCCGGAGAAGUCAUCCUGAUGACUACCUACACUGAUAAAGGGUCGAAGCCAGUCGGGGGGAAGUUCCUCAGCUUCGACCAUGUGAAGUUCUGGGUCGGAAAUGCAAAGCAGACCGCCAGUUUCUAUCGAUGCCGAAUGGGCUUCGAACCCUUGGGAUAUCGUGGCCUGGAAACCGGCUCCAGACAAACAGCCGCGCACGUUGUCAAGCAGAACAAAAUCAUAUUUGUAUUCGAGUCGCCCUACGAACCCGACGAUGAAGUGAUGUCGAGACAUCUCGCCAGACACGGGGACGGAGUGCGAGAUGUGGCGUUCAGCGUCGAAGAUAUCGACACCAUAGUGAAGGUUGCCAAGAAAAAGGGCGCCAAGAUAGUGCGCGACAUAUGGGAAGAGAGCGACGAGUACGGCACUGUGAGGAUGGCCACCGUGAAAACUUACGGAGACACGCUUCACACGCUCAUCGACCGAACGAAAUACAAAGGCUUCUUUCUCCCAGGCUUCGUGAGGACGCCGGAAGACUGUCUUCUGAAACAAUUACCGCGGACGAAUCUAAAUUUCGUAGACCAUGUGGUGGGUAAUCAGCCCGACAAGCAGAUGGAACCUGUCGCUAAAUGGUACGAGGAGUGCUUGCAAUUCCAUCGAUUCUGGUCGGUGGACGACACGCAGCUGCACACGCAGUACUCGGCACUGCGGUCCAUUGUGAUGACGAAUUGGGAGGAAACAGUGAAGAUGCCGAUCAACGAGCCCGCGCCGGGCAAGAAGCGCUCGCAGAUCCAAGAGUACGUCGAGUACUACGGCGGCGCCGGCGUGCAACACAUCGCCCUCAAUACCAGCGAUAUUAUUACAGCGAUAACGCAUCUGCGCGCACGAGGAAUGGAUUUUCUCGAAGUGCCGGACAGUUACUACGAUAUGCUGAGAAACCGCCUGCAGCUCAGCGGCACGAAGAUCGUGGAGGAUUUGGAUAUACUGCAGAAACUGAAGAUACUGAUAGAUUACGACGAGAACGGCUAUCUCCUGCAAAUCUUCACGAAAAACAUGCAGGACCGGCCGACGCUGUUCCUCGAAGUCAUACAGAGGCGCAAUCAUAAUGGUUUCGGUGCCGGAAACUUCCAAGCGUUGUUCGAAGCGAUCGAAAUGGAGCAGGCGAAACGCGGAAAUUUGUAAAACACACCGAUAUAUACUCGUUGAACUAACAAAUGCGAUCGAUCAGCGCGAAGCCGAUUUUACACGAUAGCGCCACGUGCGUUGCUCGAUUUCAUUCAUUGGUCGUUCCGUGUGUGUAUAAAUUCCUCGUUCGGAUGGACGAAUUUUCUCUAACAGCCGAAUAUCGGCCCAACCUGCGCUCGCCGCAUCGUGCGGAAGCAGUUCUUAAGCCGAUCGCGGAACGUGCAAUGAACGUCGGUCACUACCAAUUAAUUCCGUAUUCUUGUAUUUAAUGGCCAACAGUCGUAUUACAAAAAUACACAGCAUUAAUGUAAAA